AUGGAAAAGAUAUAUAGCAAGAAUAAGUUGGACUAUUUAUCAAUUAUUUUUAAUUUUUAUAGCUGGUAUAAAAGGCACUUCAAGGGUACCUUGUUAAUAAAUGAAAAUAGUAAUAUAAAGAACACAACCUUGAUAGAACUUUUAGGUAAUAAGAAAUUAUUAUUGAAUGAAAUUAAUGCUUGUGAGGCUAUAUUAAAAUUAAAUGAGCAUCAUGAAAAUUAUGAUUCAUCGAGUGGUACAUGUAACGUGAAUAAUAUAAACCAACCAAACAACAACAAUAAUAAUAAGGAAAAUAUUAACGACAAUAAUAAUAAUAAUAAGGAAAAUAUUAACGACAAUAAUAAUAAUAAUAAGGAAAAUAAUAUAAAUCCAUGUAGUACCAAUAGUUUUAACAUCAAUAGUUUUAGUACCAAUAAUUAUAAUAACUUUAAUAACCCGUGCUGCAGUUUUAGUUGUAAUAUUUAUGAUUAUUAUGAUAUUUUGAAAAUAGAAGAAUUAAAAGAUUUUUUAAAAGAUUUUAUUUUAAGAAAUAAAAAAAUAAAUAAAGAAUUCUUUGAUACUAUCGAAGAAGAUAUGACUAUGUGGAAAAAGAUCUUUUUCUUUGGACAAAAAAAAAGAACUCCAGAAUUUUUGGACUUUUUAUUAUUUUAUAUUUUAAAAAAGGAAAAUAUUCAUUUCUUUGAAGAAGAAACACGUUAUAUAAAUUUACAUAAUUGGUUUCUUAAGAAUAAAAUAUAUGAUAUAUCAAAUGAUAAGAAGGAAGAUAAUACACCUAGUGCAUGCAAUACUAAUUUUAUUCAACAAAUUAUUGAAGAAGAUUUAAAAAAUAAAAAACAUACACAUGUUAUUACUAGAUUCCCACCUGAACCUAAUGGUUAUUUACAUUUAGGACAUGCAAAAAGUAUAUGUUUAAAUUUUGGUUUAUCAAAUAAAUAUGGUGGUAGAACCCAUUUACGUUUUGAUGACACGAACCCAGUUACCGAAGAAAUUAGAUAUAUAGAAUCCAUAAAAGAAGAUGUCAAAUGGCUAGGAUAUGAUUGGAAAGAACAUUUAUAUUUUGCUUCUAAUUAUUUUGAACAAUUAUAUGAAUGGGCCAAAAUACUAAUAAAACAAGGAGAUGCGUAUGUAGAUGAUCAAAGUAUUGAAGAAAUACGAAAAAAUAGAGGCAAUCUAAAAGACCCAGGGGUUGAUUCACCAUAUAGAAAUAGAACCGUAGAAGAAAAUUUACAAUUAUUUGAAAAUAUGAAAAAUGGUUUAUAUAAAGAAGGGGAAAAAGUUUUAAGAGCUAAAAUAAAUAUGAAAUCAGGAAAUAUGAAUUUAAGAGAUCCAAUAUUAUAUCGUAUUAUGUAUAAAAUACAUCCCAAAACAAAAAAUAAAUGGGUUAUAUAUCCAAUGUAUGAUUAUGCUCAUGGGCAAUCGGAUUCCAUUGAAAAAAUUACACAUUCCAUAUGUACAUUAGAAUUCGAAACACAUAGACCUUUAUAUGAAUGGUUUCAAGAAAAAUUACAUAUUUUUAAAACGAGACAAAUCGAAUUUGCUCGUCUAAAUGUAACAUAUAUGGUCAUGAGUAAAAGAAAAUUGUUAACCCUAGUUAAUGAGAAAUAUGUUAAGGAUUGGGAUGAUCCUCGUAUGCCGACCAUAUCAGGUAUGAGAAGAAGAGGUUAUAGUCCAGAUGCCAUUAAAGAUUUUUGUAAUAAAGUUGGUAUAGCCAAGAGAGAAAAUAUGAUUCCUAUUGAUCUACUUGAAUUCUGUGUACGUGAAGAUAUGGAUAAAAAAGCAAUCAGACUAUUUGCUAUACUCAAGCCAUUAAAAGUUAUUAUAACAAAUUAUAAUGACGCUCCUGAUUAUGAACAUAUCCACAAUCUAGUUGCUAGUAAUCAUCCAAAAAUGGAACAAAUGGGUUUUAGAAAUUUGAAAUUUGAAAAAGAAAUUUUUAUUGAUCACGACGAUUUUCAAGAAAUACCCCAAGAUAAUUUCUUUAGACUAGCUCCUAAUAGAACCGUUAGAUUAAGAUAUGCAUUCUGCAUUACUUGUAAUGAAGUUAUUAAGGAUGAUCAAGGUAAGGUCAUUGAGUUGAGAUGUACCUACGACCCGAGCAGUAAAAGUGGGCUCUGUACCAAUCAAAAGAAAGAUAAUGUCAAUAGACAAGGUGGUGAUGGGGAUAACAAACAAGGUGGUGGUGGGGAUAACAAAAAAGUGAAAGCUACCAUUCAUUGGUUAUGCGCAAAAAAUUCUCUUCAAGCAGAAUUCAGAAUGUAUGAUAAAUUAUUUACCAAACCAAACCCAGAAUCUAACGAAGACACUGAACUUGUUCAAAAAAUCACAUCAACGGCACAUCUUGAAAACAAUACAAACAAUCAAGGUAAUGGUAAAGAUGAAUAUGCUUCUGAUACUUUACUACAAGAUGAACAUUUAGAAGAUGAAUCCAAAAAUGCGGGAUGGAGAAAAUACAUAAAUACAAAUUCAUUAAUUAUACAUAAAGGACUAGUAGAAAAUUAUUCGACACGUUUUAAAAUUGGAGAUCCAAUACAAUUUGAAAGAGUCGGAUUUUUUACAAAAGAUAAAGACACAACAAAUGAAUUACCGGUUUUUAAUUUAACAGUACCCUUAGUUGAUAAUACCAUGUUAAAAAAAAAAAAAGAAGACCUACUACAAAAGGAAUUGGAUAAAUUGAAGAGAGAAAAAAUUGCUGCCGAGCGAAAAUUAAAGAAGGAGCAAAAAAAAAUAAGGGAGCAAAAGAAAAAAGAACAAAAUUGA
This is a messenger RNA of Plasmodium falciparum 3D7, 2757 nucleotides long. RefSeq names its product glutamine--tRNA ligase. Gene Ontology annotation, molecular function: ATP binding; nucleotide binding; glutamine-tRNA ligase activity. The record is from RefSeq and is a predicted model, not a curated record. NCBI's taxonomy places the organism in Eukaryota, Apicomplexa, Aconoidasida, Haemosporida, Plasmodiidae. Gene Ontology annotation, cellular component: cytoplasm. Gene Ontology annotation, biological process: glutaminyl-tRNA aminoacylation; translation; tRNA aminoacylation.